Molecule: messenger RNA, 1680 nt
Organism: Arctia plantaginis
Lineage: Eukaryota; Metazoa; Arthropoda; Insecta; Lepidoptera; Erebidae
Source: the annotation of a GenBank genome assembly
AUGAUAUCAAAUGAAGAGCAAAAGAAAUCAAACGAUGCAGAUGUGUUGGAGGCCGUUCUCCAUCAUGUGGGAGACAUGGGACGAUAUCAGAAACUUCUGUUCCUGGCGAUGUUGCCGUUCGGCUUCUUUUUCGCAUUCAUUUAUUUCGUGCAGAUGUUUAUUGCCGUCACCCCAUCUAAUCAUUGGUGUAAGAUUCCAGAGCUACAGCACCUAGAUUUGGAAAUAAGACGGAAUCUCUCAGCUCCCGGUGCAACAUCAGGGGGCAAUUGGGAGAGUUGCAAAACUUUCGAUGUAAACUGGACCAAGAUCCUGGAGACAAUGGAGCCUCCAGUUGAAGACACACCAAUGAUACCGUGUCCCCAUGGCUGGGAUUUUGAGCUCAGUGAUAUCCCGUACCACACGGUUGUUAGUGAGAGAGGCUGGGUUUGUCAGUAUGACAGCUAUGCACCGACUGCACAGGCGGUAUUUUUCGCUGGCGCUUUCGUAGGUGGUCUUUUCUUUGGUUGGCUUGCUGAUAAUUUUGGGAGAAUACCUGCUUUAAUAGGAGCGAAUUUGAUCGGCGCUGUGGGAGGUCUCGCUACUAUUUACACAACCGAAGUUUGGGAUUUCAUCCUUUGCAGGUUUCUUGUCGGCAUGUCCUUCGACAAUGCCUUCAUGAUGAUGUACAUUUUAGUCCUGGAGUACGUGGGUGCAAAGCACCGUACGUGGGUGGCUAAUAUGUCAAUUGCCCUAUACUUUGGUGGUGGGUGUCUGUCUCUGCCAUGGAUUGCACUUUGGCUUAACGACUGGCGUAAGCUCCUGUGGUUCACAUCAUUGCCCAUGCUUUGCGUCAUAUUCGUGCCUUUCUUCGUGCCAGAGAGUGCCAGAUGGAUGGUGAGCCGUGGUCGUGUCAGUCAAGCUGUGACGGUUUUGAGAAGGUUCGAACGAGUAAAUGGCACAAAAAUUCCCGAUGAUGUCAUGGAUGAAUUUAUUGUUUCGUCGAACCAAAUAAAACAGAAUAGGGAAUCCUUCUUGGUUCUCUUUAGAAACGCGGCCAUCCGUAACUCUAUGCUGCUCAUGCUAUUGGUGUAUAUCGCCUGCUCCAUCAUUUUUGAUGGCCUUGUGCGGUUGUCCAACGCUUUCGGGUUGGACUUUUUUAUCACAUUCACGUUGACAUCGGCUACGGAGAUCCCAUCUGUCUCUUUAUUAACGAUACUGCUAGACAGAUGGGGACGUAGGAAUCUAACAGCUGUCCCGAUGGGUCUAUGUGGUAUAAUGAUAGUCAUUUCCCUAUUCGUACCUAAAGGUAUACCUCAAGCAUCCUUGGCGAUAGCUGCAAGGUUCUGCAUCAAUAUGUCAUAUAAUGCAGUGAUCCAAUGGGUGACUGAGUUGCUCCCAACGCCUGUGAGAGCGAGUGGAUCUGCCACUUUGCACAUGAGUGGAUAUAUUGCUACUGUCUUGUCGCCGUUUAUUGUGUAUUCGGAGAUCACCUGGUCAUUGCUGCCGCUUUUAAUUCUGGGUAUCACUGCAAUAGUUGGCUCUGGUAUGAGCAUUAUGUUACCAGAGACGAAGGGUCUUCCCAUGCCUCAGUCCUUGGCGGACAGUGAGAGAAUCAUUAGAGAAAGAUCAUUGUGCGGGAAACCAGUAGACGUAGAAGAUGUCGAAUACGAACACGAGAACGAGAAAUCUUUUAUCACGUAA